This is a messenger RNA of Vidua chalybeata, 1621 nucleotides long. RefSeq names its product alpha-1-antitrypsin-like. Gene Ontology annotation, biological process: negative regulation of endopeptidase activity. NCBI's taxonomy places the organism in Eukaryota, Metazoa, Chordata, Aves, Passeriformes, Viduidae. The transcript is spliced from 7 exons. Bases 308 to 1570 code for a protein of 420 amino acids. Gene Ontology annotation, molecular function: serine-type endopeptidase inhibitor activity. The record is from RefSeq and is a predicted model, not a curated record.
GGGAGCUGCAGGCUAGUCCUGGUGAAGACAGCAGGAUCCUAGGAAGCUGCUUGAUGCUUCAUCCCUAAGUGUGUGCAGUAACUCAGGUUCAACAGCAAACACUCAUGGUGGCCUGGUAGAAGAGUGAGAGCUCAUGUUCACCUGUUUCCAGGGGCUCAGGCACAGAGGUAUCAAAACUCUGAAUGACAAGAGAAGUGAAGGUCUAGAUGAUCAUCUGGAAUAGGCCCUGAACCUGUUCAGUUGCAUAUGAUUAAAUAAGCAGAGCUUUCUGGCCAGCCAGGAAAGCACAGGAUUUUAAUACGAGAACAUGAAGACCACAAUCUACCUAAGUGUGCUACUGGCUGGGUUUCACACUGUUGCCCACAGUCAGCUCCCACCCAGUGACCACAAUGGACACGACCCAAAUGACCCUACACACCACAUACAUCAUGGAGGUGAAGCGAUGGCUUGCCUCAAACUUGUGCCAAACAAUGCUGACUUUGCAUUCCAGUUUUUCAGGGAAGUUACACAGGAGGCACCAAAUAAGAACAUUUUCUUCUCCCCUGUGAGCAUCUCCACCGCCUUUGCGAUGCUGGCCCUUGGGGCUAGAUCAGCCACACAGUCUCAGAUCCUGGAAGGACUUGCCUUCAACCUUACAGAGAUUCAGGAGAAAGAGAUACAUGAAGGCUUCCACAACCUAAUCCACAUGCUGAACCAUCCUGAGGGUGGAGUCCAGCUCAACAUGGGGAAUGCCAUCUUUGUAACAGAGAAGCUGAAACUCCUAAAAAAAUUUUUAGAUGAUGCCAAAUCUCUGUAUCAGCUGGAAGCUUUUACAACUGACUUUAACAAACCCACAGAAGCUGAAAAGCAGAUCAAUGAUUAUAUAGAGAGGAAAACACAUGGGAAAAUUACUAAUUUGGUCAAGGACGUGGACCCACAAACUGUAAUGCUUCUAGCCAGCUUUGUUUUCUUUAAAGGCAGCUGGGAAAAGCCUUUUAAAGCAGAACAUACUGAAGAAAGGGAGUUCUUUGUGGAUGCUGAAACAACUGUGAAAGUCCCUAUGAUGUACCAGAUGGGUAGAUUUGACUUCUACUUUGAUGAGGAGAUGUCAUGCACUGUGGUACGGCUGCAUUAUAAUGGGAGUGCUACUGCAUUUCUGGUUCUGCCAGCAAAAGGGAAAAUGAAGCAGUUAGAGCAAACUCUGGACAAGGAAACGAUCCAGAAAUGGUCAGACCAUCUCUUCCAGAGCUUUAUGAACCUAUAUUUCCCCAAAUUUUCUAUUUCUGGGAGCUAUGAGAUAAGUAACACCCUUAAGAAGAUGGGAAUUGUGGAUGUGUUCACCAACCAGGCAGAUCUCUCUGGCAUCACUGGCACCCCAGAUCUGAAGGUUUCCAAAGUUGUCCAUAAGGCUUCUCUGGAUGUUGAUGAGAAAGGUACUGAGGCAGCAGCAGCAACUGCUGUUGAAAUAAUGCCAAUGGUUUUUCCUCCAACCAUUGAAUUCAGCCAUCCCUUCCUCAUGCUGAUUUUUGAUAGAGAUACAAACAGUACACUCUUCAUAGGAAAAAUAGUUAACCCAACUAUCACUAGCUGAAGUGACAUAUGAAUUUUGUUUGCUACUACUAAUUAAAGAUGUGAAAAUGCA